Messenger RNA from Stylonychia lemnae, 3105 nucleotides. The record is from the annotation of a GenBank genome assembly. NCBI's taxonomy places the organism in Eukaryota, Ciliophora, Spirotrichea, Sporadotrichida, Oxytrichidae.
AUGAUCUAAAAGCUGAUGAGCCUUUUCAUUAUCUUUGCGCAGACCAAGGUAAAUUCUUAUAACCUAAUCUAUUAAGACUUCUGUGUUAGAAACAGGCUUAUUCUGAAUGAGAUCUAUACUUCUAGUAAGCCAUAUUUUACAUAUGGUAUAGAAAAGAAUUCUUUAAAAAUUGUAAGAAUAAACUAAGUUGUACUCAUAUUUUAUUUGUAGCAAGACAACUACAUUCUGAGUUAAAUGUCAUUAUCUUGUGGAAAAAUAGAAAAUGAAGCAAUAGCCAGCAGCUUUAUAGCAAAUAGAUUACUCCUUAAUGUAUCUUUAUAUGAGAACGGGAUUAUGAGAGUAGUUGUUGAUGAGAUCGGCUCAGAUACCAAAAGGUUUAGAUUUACUUAGCAUGACUAAGGAACAACAGUUGUUGAACACUAAUUAAUUAAUGUAGAUAUUAAGGAAAUCUCAAAGAUAAAUAAGAAUAAUAUUGAAAUAUUGUAUAGUAGUAAAGAUGGCUUAGACAGUUACAACUAUACUAUACAGUUCGAACCCUUUAGAAUAUUUUAAGUUGUAAAUAAUGUGACAACAAUCAUAGUUAAUCAUAAUGAUACCUUCAUGUUUGAGAGCUACAGCGGAUUUAUGAAUGACAGAGUUACAGAAGAUAAAAUCAAAAAAGAGUGCUUGCUUCCUUUAUUUCAAAAAUAAGAUAAUGGAACAGUGUGGAAAUACUUUGGUGGCUUUAAUCUGAAAGAAUUUUUAUGGAUUUGGGCCUUUCAGUACAAGAGAAUUAAUGAAGAAAUAUAAAAAGCUAAAUAUAGGGAAGACAAAGAACCUUAUCGACUAUAUAACACAGAUUUAUAUAAUAGAACAGAAAAUAGAAGAACAAAUCUAUACAGCAGUGUUCCCUUCAUCGGAGCUCAUUCAAAAGAUCAUGAUGAAGGAAUUGUAAUGACUAAUCCAGCUGACACGUAUGUGGAUAUUUAUGAAAUGAGAUUAGAUUAAAGCUAAUCAGAAUAGAAAAGCUAUGUUAAUUUUUUUACAGAAUCUGGAGUACUUGAGUUUUUCUUAUUUGGAUCAGCAGUCUAGAAAACUAAAGGUACUCAUUAAAACUCCCCUUAAAGAGUUUCAAAUUUGUUCUCUACUAUUUUUGGCUAUAUACCUCUGCCCCCAUUUUUUUCACUUGGUUUUCAUUAUUCAAAGUGGGAAAAAAAUGUAUAUGAAUUGAUACUUAGACACAAUUUAGCAUUUGACUAAGCUGCAAUUCCCGUAGAUGUGUUUUGGAUGGAUAUUCAAUAUGCUAAUGGCUUUAGAUAUUUUUAAUUUGACCCUAAUAUGACUCAUUAACUUGAAGAGAUUAAGGAGAAUGCAAGGAGAGAUGGAAGAAGAUUAGUUGUGAUAACAGACCCACAUAUGAAAGUAGACUACGAUUUCAAACCAUUUAAAGAAGGAUUAGAAAUAGAACAAAACACUCAUCAAUAAUUCAACAGCAAAGCUAGUAUUUUCAUAAAGAAUUAAUACAAUCAGAUUUAUAAAGGUAGAUGCUGGCCAAAUAUGAGUGUCUGGAUUGACUAUCUAAAUCCUCAUGGUCAGGAAUACUGGGCAAGAUAAUAUAAAUAUGAGAAUUUUUAGGGUACAGAUGAUUAAUUCAAUGUAUGGAUUGAUAUGAAUGAGCCAGCUAUAUUCGAUAGAGAAGAUAAAGCAAUGGUUAAAAAUAAUAUACAUAAAUUAGGGGAUGGAUCUUCAGUUUUGCAUAGAGAUAUUCAUAAUGCUUAUGGUCUUUUAAUGGCAAAAGCUACAUAUUAAGGCCUACUAGAAAGAGAUAAUCACAACUAAAGACCAUUUAUACUCACAAGAUCAACUUUUGUCGGAGGUCAUAAAUUUUCUGCAAAAUGGACAGGGGACAACAGGUCAACAUUCUAAGAACUAAGAGUUUGUAUUUCCUAGAUGUUUACUUUUGGAAUGUCUGGAUUUGCUUUCAUUGGAGCAGAUGUACCUGGAUUUGAUGGAGUUCCUUCUGAAGAACUCUACUUCCUUUUCUACCAACUAGGUGGAUGGUUUCCAUUUUUCAGAUCUCAUAGUAUAUAUAGUGCCUACUAGCGUGAACCUUAUUAACAACCAUACUGGAUUUAAGAUUCAGUCAGGCAGACAAUCUUAAUCAGAUAUGCUCUAAUUCAUUACUAACCUACUUGGUAUAACUAUCCAUCUGACGAAAGAUUAUUUAACUUGGAAACUUAAUUCAUGAUAGGAGAAGAUAUACUUGUUUGUCCUAAAAUAAAAAACAAAUAUCCACUUUAGCAAUACUUUAUAGAUGCUUCUGAUAAUUAAUGGAAAGUUAAUUGCACAUUACCUGAAGGUGAUUUAUGGUACAACUAUCUCAGUAAGGCUACAUUCCAGGGAGAUUCCAAAUAAACAACCAAAACUUACCUGAGGGACGAGCAAGCUGCAUUUAUUAGAGGUGGAACUAUAUUGCCCCUCAGAGUUUAGGGAAGUGCAAUGUCCUUAUUACAAGGAAUGGAAAAUGACAUUAAUUUGGAAAUAUAUCUUGAUGAAGAUGAUUAUGCUGAGGGCUAAUUAUAUCUCGAUGACGGAAUAUCAUUUGACUAUCAGAAAAGUAAUGAAAAAGUUAUCAUUCAAUACAAAUUUGAAAACAAUAUACUAACAUCUGAAGUUUUAAAUAACGAAGGAUUUUAUCUGAAUGCAACAACAAAGAAAAUUUUCAGUGUGACUCUUUUCAGCCAUACAACUAAAUACAUUAAUGCAACAAGACUUGUAAAUUCUAACGAGAUAAAUGAUUUUUCACAUGCAACUUAAAACAUUCAAAUACUCUAAAAUGAUUCGGAUUAAGCUGCAUCUAGCACAGUUAAAUCUAAUAUAAGUAACUAAGAGAGUACUCCCUCUUCGUAAAAUUAAACCAAUAAUGGAAUUGGAGCUGGAGAAUACCUAAAGUUAAAUGCAAAGAUUGAUGAAUUAUUAGUGGAAUUUGAAGAAUCAAACGGUAGUAAGGCUAAUUAGUUGCUUGUGCUUUAUGUGUAUAUAAAUGUGGACAAUAUAGAAAGAUAAUAAAGCAGUAACAGUAAGUCAGGUCCAAUUAAAAUAAUGGAAUUCAUUGAAAGUAGCUGA